This is a messenger RNA of Vollenhovia emeryi, 1448 nucleotides long. RefSeq lists its product as uncharacterized. The transcript is spliced from 7 exons. NCBI's taxonomy places the organism in Eukaryota, Metazoa, Arthropoda, Insecta, Hymenoptera, Formicidae. Gene Ontology annotation, molecular function: sequence-specific DNA binding. The record is from RefSeq and is a predicted model, not a curated record. The coding region runs from base 552 to 1430 and encodes 292 amino acids.
CUCCAAUCAUCCCCUCCAACUUGGAGUGGGAAUAAUCCGUUCGGCCACGCGCGCGCGCGCACGCUCGCACACAAGCAACGCGCCGUAUAUACGUGUGCACACGUAUUGGAAAUGUGAACCGAAUAUUACCGAAUCUCACCGGAAAGAGUCGAUGUCAGAUGAGUGCCUCCCGCGCCCCGAAUAUCAGAACCCCUCUUGUCCAGAGUUGUAGCUAAUGCUCCGUCUAUAGAUGUCUAUGACACUCCGUCCAUAUAUUCUUACGUCCAUGGUCCCAACUAAACACAAAGGCAUGGCCGCUCUCAGGUUUCUCUCUGGUGCGACGUAUGUACUACCGCAGUACAUCGCCGACGAUGGCAAACUUCGUCCUGUGUUCCACAUUGCUGCUGUAACAAUUCUGCGACAAAAGUAAUCACGUGACCCUUUUUGUCGCUGAAACGGCCGGUUCGAGCGACACGUGAAAAUGCACCUUAAAUGUCAAGGAAUUUUUAGCAUCACGCUGACAUAAACCUAACGGUUGAAAGACGUUUCCAUAAAAAGUUGCAGGUAAUAAAAUGCCGUCUUGUAAUUUGAAGACCUGCAAAAACCGAGGGACUGAAAACUCAAAAAGUAAAGUUCAAAAAAAGUACGAGGAAGUGCAUGGAAAAAUAUCAUUUCACAAGUUUCCGAAAAAUGCAGAGAUACGUAAAGUUUGGUUGGAACGGUUGGGUAUUAAUGAAUCUGAAAUACCACAACAUGCAUAUUUAUGUUCGGUGCAUUUUGCAGAUGCUGACUUGGAUAGGUCUUCACUUAUAAGUAAUGUUAGGCUUCGAGAAAAUGCAUUACCAAAACAGGUGAAUGACUAUUCCAUGGAAAUUGACGAUACGGUGGAAGAACCAUGUUCAGAAAGAAUAGAAGAUUUUCAUAAUGAAAAUGAUAACCUCCUUUUAAAAGACUCCGAACAUAAUUUUGAUGCAGGUCCACCAAGUAAUACAUUACAAAUGGAAUUAAAAGAAUGUGUAGCAGAAUCUGAACAAUUGAAAUAUUCUCCCCUACAUCAACCAAGUAAUGAAUUGUCGGAUGAAAUAAAUGAUAAAUUGGAAUGCUCUUCUGUAUCAACCCCGAAAACUGCAUAUAGAUUAAAGCCAAGAACAUGUACAACACCUCUGCCAGAAGAUACUCCCAGGAAAGUAUUCCUCAAGAAAGUUUUAAGAAAUUCUUCACUGCUUUAUAAACAAAAAAUUAAAAAUCUUCAACAACAGCUGCGAAGGAGAGACACUCGAAUCGCUCAGAUGGAGACUGUUUUAAAGGCAUUAAAACAGAAAAAUAUUCUUGGAACUGAGCAAUUGGAUGUGCUGAAAGACCUAAGUAAAUUUAAUGUACAUUUGCUAAAACGUCAAAUAUCAAAAGUUAAAAAUAUGCCCAAAGAAAGACAAUAUAUAGUCCAGAAUUAAAAUCAUUUGCAUUAACCC